AUGGCUGCUCCAACUCCAGAUGUAGCGCUGCCAUUGGACAAAUUAUCCUUGGACUAUAUCGAUAAAGACGGUUUAUCAAGCUCCAUGAGCAAGGGGAAGAUGUUUGUCGUUUUGGUAUCAACUGGAAGUUUUAAUCCUCCUACAUACAUGCACUUGCGCUGUUUUGAAUUGGCAAGAGAUGCUCUAAUAUCGAAAGGCUUUUGUGUCAUUGGGGGUUACAUGUCGCCUGUAAAUGAUGCAUACAAGAAAAAGGGUCUCGUACAGGCUGAACAUCGUGUUGCAAUGUGUAGUCUUGCUUGUAAAAGUUCCGAUUUUGUGAUGGUUGAUUCGUGGGAGGCAAGUCAAAGCUCUUACCAACGCACAUUGACGGUUUUGUCUAGAAUUAAAAACUCAUUAUGCGAUAGUGAAAUUGUAUCCAGUGAGUCACUUAAGGUCUUGCUCGUCUGUGGUUCUGAUCUGUUAGAAUCCUUCGGUAUUCCUGGAUUUUGGAUUCGUGAUCAGGUCCGAACUAUUUGUCGAGACUUUGGGUUGGUUUGUGUCCGGAGAGGUGGCCAAGAUGUUGAGAAUAUCAUAUGUAAGGAUGAUAUUUUGACCGAGUACAAGGAUAAUAUCGUAGUCGUCGAUGAAGUUGUACCAAACGGGAUCAGUUCAACCGGGCUAAGGGACUGCAUUUCAAGAGGAUUGUCUGUGAAGUAUUUGACAGAUGAUGAAGUGAUUGAUUAUGUUAGACAAAAUGGGUUAUACAUAAAAACGGAAUGA
Striga hermonthica is the source of this 759-nucleotide messenger RNA. Lineage: Eukaryota; Viridiplantae; Streptophyta; Magnoliopsida; Lamiales; Orobanchaceae. The record is from the annotation of a GenBank genome assembly.